Messenger RNA from Camelina sativa (false flax), 997 nucleotides. RefSeq lists its product as uncharacterized. Gene Ontology annotation, biological process: defense response. The record is from RefSeq and is a predicted model, not a curated record. NCBI's taxonomy places the organism in Eukaryota, Viridiplantae, Streptophyta, Magnoliopsida, Brassicales, Brassicaceae.
CAGAUACAUUAUCAAAAAAUUUAAAAGGUCCUAAUGUCGUCUAAUGGAAGAGAAGUGGACUUAACAAUCUCGUCGGCUAAAAACAUCAAGAACGUGAACUGGCGCAACGGGCCCAACAAACCGUACGCUGUCGUAUGGGUCGAUCCGAGGAACAAAUGCUCCACGAGAGUCGAUGAGGAUGGCGACACGUCUCCAUUUUGGAACGAGAGACUUGUCAUCCCCUUGCCUCCCGACAACAAUGUUGAUGACGGCAAGCUCUGCAUCGACAUCGUACAUGCAGGACAAGAAGAGGACACCAAACCCCUCAUUGGUUCUGCCAAACUAAGCCUCCGUGAUGUUCCCGAGGAGGUUGGCUUUGGUGUACCCUUCGUGAAAACCCUCAAGCUCAAGCGUCCUUCUGGCCGUCCUCAAGGCAAACUCGAUGUCACUGUUACCGUUCAAGAACCUCGCUAUCACCCUGCACCAAGAUCCUACCACGCUGAGCCAUACGGUGUCCAUCAGGCGCCGCCGCAACCUGAUUACGGUGCCCAGUAUGCGCCACCGCAGUACCAACACGGUGGCCCACCUGUGGGUGGAUACUCCGGGUACGAACAGUCAGGUUACGAGCACAAACCCGAGAAAGAGAAAGAGAAGGACAGCAAGUUUGGUGGGAUGGGAACGGGGCUGGCUAUUGGAGCUGUCGCCGGAGUUCUUGGUGGGAUUGCGUUAUCCGAGGGAUUUGAUGCGAUGCAAGACAACAUUGCGGAAGAGGCUGCGGAGAAGGUGGAGGAUGAUCUUGAUGAAGGAGGAGAUGAUUCUGACGGUGGUGACGACUCUGACGGCGGUGGUGAUUCUGAUUAAAUCUCAUCCCUAAUCCUUAUCAUCUAUCAUCGAAUUCUCUAUUAGCCAUCUCAUUCACUUUUCUGUUUUUUAUUUUUAUGUUCAAGUUUUCUGUUCUUGUGUUACCGCUUUUCGAGUCAUUGUAUUUUCAAUAAUCAAUUUCAAAAUAAAUUUCGUU